Messenger RNA from Paramecium octaurelia, 418 nucleotides. The record is from the annotation of a GenBank genome assembly. NCBI's taxonomy places the organism in Eukaryota, Ciliophora, Oligohymenophorea, Peniculida, Parameciidae.
AUGAGUUAUCUGUAUUUUGGUACACUCCCCUCUUCAGUGCCACCUGUCUUUGGUAUGAUAUCUAGUCUAUUUAGACACAACUCCAUGCUUAAAACAAAUGCACGAUUAUGAAGACUGCGCUUUCGAGUACACAUUUCAAUUAUUUCCAAUAGAUCAAAUACUAAAUAAAUGGAAAUCAUUCAUCCAAGCUGGCCCUCAAUGUGGCCUAGAAUGCUUACUGAUGGCAAGUCAAUCGUAAUUAUUUCCACUUAUACUCUAGGAUUUUGGACAUACACCCAUNUUGUAUUUAAAGUUGAACUAACACAAUUUGUUAUAUUUAUAUAUUAUCAUAUAAUUAAAUAAUCUCAUCUUUUAAAACCUAUAUCAAAACAAGACACUUAAAAUUACUUCAGCACGAAUUCAAAUUUUUGUUUUAUGA